AUGCCUAAAUUGGGGGGAGCAGUGCGCCCACCGUUGUCGGUAAAAGAGGAAGAGAUGGGUCAUUUUCCUCAUCGUCUCGACCACGCAUGCGCGCGCUCGACCGGUCCCCUGACCAGAGAAGUGCGAGCCGAGUCGACCAAAGCGAGCCCGCGCAGCUCUCUUUGGGAUCAGAUCGUCGCCAAUGACGAGAUUGCGCACGCGACUGGCUUCGUAGAAAGAUACGAGUAA
Molecule: messenger RNA, 228 nt
Organism: Saprolegnia parasitica CBS 223.65
Lineage: Eukaryota; Oomycota; Saprolegniomycetes; Saprolegniales; Saprolegniaceae
Exons: 2
Coding region: 1-228 (75 amino acids)
Source: RefSeq, a predicted model, not a curated record